UGCUUGCUGGAGGGUUAGGGCUGCUGGGAGGGGCUGGUCUGGCAGCUGACGAGUUAAAGGCCCCUGUAUUUCCGGAUCUGCUCAUUGCUUGUUGGAAGGAGAGGAGGGACCCCCGUGUGUGAGCACCAUGCCCAUCUGACACCCUGCAUGGGCACCAGCCUGAGGACAUCUCCAGCCACCAGCUCCCCGUCCAUUGUCCUCUCGUCCCCGGGAUCCUCUCGGAAUGGCACAAAGGUAUGAUGAAAUGGUUCAUUAUCCGGGAUUAGAUGGGAUACCUCUGGCUGGAUUUGGAGAUGCCCAUGCGGGACGAGCACUGCAGCACCAUUCUCUAAGUCAAGGCUCUCCGUAUGGCUCUGCCGGGGCAGGUCACAGAGUCCCAAUGCCCCCUGGUAUGGGCAGCAAUGACGGCUUAAAACGGGAAAAGGACGAGAUUUACGGGCACCCACUCUUUCCUCUCCUCGCUCUGGUGUUUGAAAAAUGUGAAUUGGCAACAUGUUCCCCGCGUGAUAACUCAGGCUCCUUCCCAGGGGGUGAUGUCUGCUCCUCUGAUUCCUUCAAUGAAGAUAUCGCAGUGUUUGCCAAACAGGUCAGGACGGAAAAACCUUUAUUCUCCUCCAAUCCAGAAUUGGACAAUUUGAUGAUUCAAGCCAUCCAGGUCCUGCGAUUUCAUCUCUUAGAAUUAGAAAAGGUUCACGAUUUGUGCGAUAACUUUUGCCAUCGAUACAUCACCUGUCUGAAAGGGAAGAUGCCGAUAGAUCUGGUGAUUGACGAUCGGGACGGUUCCUGCAAGUCUGACUUGGAAGAUUUCACUGGAUCCUGCACUAGUUUGUCAGAUCAGAAUAACUCAUGGAUCAGGGAUCACGAUGAAACAGGCUCCACCCAUUCAGGAACGCCGGGACCCUCCAGCGGAGGUCUGGCAUCACAGAGUGGUGACAAUUCCAGUGAACAAGGCGAUUGUCUUGAUCACAGUGUGGCGUCGCCCAGCACCGGGGACGAUGAUGAUUUAGAUCGGGACAAGAAGAGAAACAAGAAGAGAGGAAUCUUUCCCAAAGUGGCCACAAAUAUCAUGCGGGCGUGGUUAUUUCAACACCUCUCGCACCCGUACCCAUCAGAAGAACAGAAGAAGCAGUUGGCACAGGACACAGGACUUACGAUAUUACAAGUCAAUAACUGGUUUAUAAAUGCUAGAAGACGAAUCGUCCAGCCCAUGAUUGACCAAUCAAAUCGUACAGGACAGGGUGGCGCCCCCUACAGUCCUGAUGGCCAGAACAUGGGUGGGUUUGUUAUGGAUGGUCAACAGCACAUGGGCAUCCGCCCAUCAGGCUUCCAAGGAAUCCCAGGAGAUUACACUGCAGCCCCCAGCACUAUGUCCAUGGGAUUCCCACCGGCCGGUUACACACCCGCAAUGCCCCCACACCCUGCCGGCCUUCGCCACGGACCGUCUCUACACUCCUACCUCCCAGGGCACCCCCACCAUGCCUCCAUGAUUCUACCAGCUGGCACCUCCCCUCACCAUCUGGUGUCCGCGCAGAGUCCAGCUGAAGCACUUUUGAAUGGUCAAAACAUAGACAUUCACGCGCACUAACACCUGGAGCCGCUGGUGCGGUUUAACUUUUGAUUAUUUUUUUCCUCCAACAUCUUUUAUAUUUUUCAUUUAAUGGGUUCUUGUUCAGUACUUGUCAUCAAGUAAAGGAAAAUAAUGUUGAUAAUUAACCCAUGCCCUGCCGCCCUCCAGCUGCAUUUGGACUGGAAGGCGAAGAGCGUAUUCGCAGGAACUCACCGAGCGGCAAAACCAAACCUGGCGUUAAUUAUUUAACUGCAAACUUCAAAAACUGAAGGAAAUGAAGAAACCCCGACAAAGAGGAAAUCUAUAUUGUGUUGGAUUUUUUUAUGCACACCCUAAUUACCCCACAAUUCUCUUUUGUGGACGGACCAAUGUGUUUGCUCGUGGACUGAAAUGGAGAAUAAGAGAGUUUUUUUGUUUUUUGUUUUUUUUACGUUGUCACUUGGAGCAGGGACUAAGUUAACUUGUACAUUUUUUUUUUAUUAAUAUUAUAAUUAUUUGGUAUGAUACUUGUCUUGUUUUAUCUGUUUUUUAUGAUAAAGUGAAAAAAAUUUCAAAAAAAAACCCAACGU
Pelobates fuscus (common spadefoot toad) is the source of this 2136-nucleotide messenger RNA. RefSeq names its product Meis homeobox 3 (gene MEIS3). Gene Ontology annotation, molecular function: DNA-binding transcription activator activity, RNA polymerase II-specific; RNA polymerase II cis-regulatory region sequence-specific DNA binding. The record is from RefSeq and is a predicted model, not a curated record. Gene Ontology annotation, biological process: eye development; animal organ morphogenesis; brain development. Lineage: Eukaryota; Metazoa; Chordata; Amphibia; Anura; Pelobatidae. The transcript is spliced from 12 exons. Bases 224 to 1585 code for a protein of 453 amino acids.